CCGCCACUAGGGGCCGCCGUUAGCCCCGCAGCAGCUACAGCCGCAAAAGUGCGCCGCCCGGGUUUCCAGCCGGGCCUCUUUCCCAGCCGGUCCCCGACAUGGCUGCCCCCAGGGCUGCGGGUCGGGGAGCUGUCGCGCUCUCGCUUUCUUGACAGCCCCUGACUUCUGUGUUCUCCUUGCCUACCCCACGCCACUCCAGCAGACAUGUUUGCAAAGGCCUUUCGGGUCAAGUCCAACACGGCCAUCAAGGGGUCGGACAGGCGAAAGCUUCGUGCUGAUGUAACCGCUGCUUUCCCCACCCUUGGAACGGAUCAGGUCUCUGAGUUAGUACCUGGAAAGGAGGAACUCAAUGUUGUGAAACUGUAUGCUUACAAAGGGGAUGCAGUGACUGUGUACAUGAGUGGUGGUAACCCCAUCCUGUUUGAGCUGGAGAAAAAUCUAUAUCCCACAGUGUACACCCUGUGGUCCUAUCCAGAUCUUCUGCCAACUUUCACGACAUGGCCUCUGGUACUUGAAAAACUGAUGGGGGGAGCAGAUUUAAUGUUGCCGGGACUGGUGGUGCCCCCUGCUGGUCUGCCUCAGGUACAGAAGGGUGACCUCUGUGCCAUUGUCUUGGUGGGGAACAGGGCCCCUGUUGCCAUUGCGGUCGCUGCCAUGUCCACAGUUGAGAUGGUGACUUCAGGCCUGAAGGGCAGGGGCUUCUCCGUGCUCCACACCUACCAGGAUCACCUGUGGCGAUCAGGAGACAAGUCCCCUCCACCAUCCAUCGCUCCACUGGCCCUGGAUGCCCCUGAGCUCAGUGACAACAAGGGCUCUGUCCAGGUGGACUCUGCCCUGCAGGGAGACAUGAGGCAUCUGACCCUGGAAGGAGAGGAGGAAAAUGGGGAGGUGCAUCAAAUCUGCGGGGAGAAGUCCCCCUUAGAAGCCUCAGAAGACCCUAAAGUUGGGAGCUUGACCCUUGGGCCCACAGACAGCAAGACCCUUCAAGAGCAAAUGGAUGAACUAUUGCAGCAAUGCUUUUUGCACGCUUUGAAGUGCCGUGUCAAAAAGGCUGACCUCCCGCUACUCAGCAGCACUUUUCUUGGCAGCCACAUGUUCUCCUGCUGCCCUGAAGGACGACAGCUGGAUGUAAAGAAGUCGAGCUACAAAAAGCUCUCUAAGUUCCUGCAGCACAUGCAGCAGGAGCAGAUUAUACAGGUGCAGGAGCUGAGCAAAGGGGUGGAGAGCAUUGUAGCUGUGGACUGGAAGCACCCGAGGAUCACCUCUUUCGUCAUACCCGAGCCCUCCCCGACUUCCCAGACUGUCCAGGAGGGUAGCAGGGAACAGCCCUAUCACCCUCCAGAUAUAAAACCCCUCUACUGUGUCCCAGCCAGCAUGACCCUGCUCUUCCAGGCGUCUGGCCACAAGAAGGGGAGCACCCUCGAGGGCAGUGAGGUCCGCUCUAUCGUUAUUGACUACGCCAAGAAAAAUGACCUAGUUGAUGCAGACAACAAAAAUCUUGUGAAGUUGGACCCCAUCCUGUGUGACUGCAUCUUAGAGAAAAAUGAACAGCACACGGUCAUGAAGCUUCCUUGGGACAGUCUCCUGACCAGAUGUUUGGAAAAAUUACAGCCUGCCUAUCAAGUGACCUUUCCCGGACAAGAGCCCAUUGUGAAGAAAGGGAAAAUCUGCCCCAUUGACAUCACCCUGGCACAGAGAGCUUAUAAUAAAAAGGUGACUGUGGUCCGGAACUUGGAAGCCUACGGCCUGGACCCGUGCUCAGUGGCUGCCGUCCUGCAGCAGCGAUGCCAGGCUAGCACCACCGUCACGCCUGACCCCGGGGCCAAGGACAGCCUGCAGGUCCAGAUCCAGGGAAACCAGGUCCACCACCUCAGCCGGCUGCUGCUCGAAGAGUAUCAGCUUCCUCGAAAACACAUCCAAGGCCUAGAGAAGGCCUCCAAGCCUGGUAAGAAGAAGUGACAGACGCUGGAUUCAUGAAGUGGAUCCAGUGGGAAUCUAAGCUCUGGGCUGGUAAUUUAUACGAGCAUUUUCAGCUUUUGCAAAUAAAAAAAUAUAUUUACCAAAAUAAAUUUUUAUUCUCAUCUAAA
Messenger RNA from Condylura cristata (star-nosed mole), 2087 nucleotides. RefSeq names its product eukaryotic translation initiation factor 2D (gene EIF2D). Gene Ontology annotation, biological process: translational initiation; formation of translation preinitiation complex. Bases 205 to 1959 code for a protein of 584 amino acids. Lineage: Eukaryota; Metazoa; Chordata; Mammalia; Eulipotyphla; Talpidae. Gene Ontology annotation, molecular function: RNA binding; translation initiation factor activity. The transcript has 15 exons. The record is from RefSeq and is a predicted model, not a curated record.